CGGAACCUCGAGCACGCGCGAACGCCGCCCCGCCGACGACGGCGAGACUCCAUCGAGUCUAACAGACGCAAACGAGAGAGGGAGAGAACACUCGAGAUGUCCACCGCGGUCGCGAGCGCGCCCACGAUCGGGGUCCGCAACGGAAACCUGAUGCACGGACAGAGGCUGAGUCACGCGCGGCGCGUCGCGGUCGGCGCUCGACACGGGCGGGUGGCGCCGAGGACCAUGGCGUUCGUCCCGAACCUCAUUCCCAACCCGUUCCACCGAUGGGGCGACGACGCGAACCCCAACGCCCCGCCGGAAACCACCCUCCGCGGCAUGCUCGCCGCCAAGCACGACAAGUGGCAGGUGGGCCACGAGAACGGCUACGACGAAUCCGACACCGUCUGGCGCAAGUUCCGCUGCAGGAACAAGGCCAAGGGGCACGAGCUGCUGGAGGCUGUGCAGGAUGAGCUCUACGUGCCCAACGAGCAGGGAUGCCGCAUCAGGCGGGAGUCGCAGGGGAUGUUCUACAUGUGCUGCGACGGCGUGAGGGUGCGGCUCAACGAGACGAAGAGCGAGGUGCUCGUCGAGGUGCCGCUGCCGAGGGAGACCAACGCCGAGAUCGCGGCGUGCGAGAAGACCCUUCGCGUCGUCGAGGACCUGGCGAAAAAAUCCGGGUGCAAGGUGUGACUUUAUCUGCGCGAAUUUUGGGAGGAGGAAUGACGGAGAGAGAGCGACGCCCAUGAGUAGCUAUUCACAGCGCGCGCCGUGCCGUGCUGUGGUCUCGCGUGUAUAAAAGUCGGUCGUUCGUGUAUAAUACCGUCGUCGUGGCGU
Micromonas commoda is the source of this 816-nucleotide messenger RNA. RefSeq lists its product as hypothetical. The transcript is spliced from 2 exons. The record is from RefSeq and is a predicted model, not a curated record. The coding region runs from base 97 to 672 and encodes 191 amino acids. Lineage: Eukaryota; Viridiplantae; Chlorophyta; Mamiellophyceae; Mamiellales; Mamiellaceae.